UUAAAUGAUUGGUCUAUCUGGUUUCGCCUUUCAAUAUUCAGACCUCCCAAAAAUAUCGGUCUCGCGGGUUCUCCUUCGAAGCAACGAACAAUAAAAAAAACAAAAGGGGGAUAAGACUCCAAAGAAAAUCCAAACUCUCUUUUAAAAUCUGCGAUUCAAUUUUCCAAUGGAAUUGGAGCUUCGUUUGAAUUAAAUUUUCUUUUUUUUUUUGAGAAAUUAGGAUUUAAAAAAGAAAAAAAAAUGAAUAUUGCAGCAAGUUUUCGCGGGAACUUUGGUGUCUUAUCUCAGUGUAGCUCUUGUUGUGAUCUUCGGUUUCAGCCAUUGUUAUCUUCUCCAACUCUUACUGAGUCGCAACGCUGUCGUUUAAGGAACUUGAAGCUUUCCCAGCUCUCUAGAUUUUGCAGGAAAAGAGGGAUUAUUUGUAGAGUUACAGAGACAGAAACUGAACCAGAUAGUAAUAAUGAUAAGGAGAAAGCAGAGCAUGAUGGUGGAGAUAAGCUUGCUACUACUAAUUCUGGGGAGCAAAAUGGUUCCCAGAUCGAUUCGCAGCCGAUGAAUGUUGAGCAAAUAAACAAUAAUGAUGAAGAGAUUAAAGCUCAAGGUGGUGUCCAGGAGGAUGAUGAUGUUGAAGUUACUAGUGGAUCGCCUCUGCCAGGUGUGAAGCCACAGCAACUGGAUGAAUCAAUGAGGAUUACGAAGGAAACCAUUGACAUUCUAAAGGAUCAAGUAUUUGCAUUUGAUACUUUCUUUGUGACAAGCCAGGAACCAUAUGAGGGUGGAGUGUUGUUCAAAGGAAACCUGCGAGGACAGGCUACUAGAAGUUUUGAAAAAAUUUCUAUGAGAAUGCAGAACAAAUUUGGCGAUCAAUAUAAGCUUUUCCUUCUUAUCAAUCCAGAAGAUGACAAACCAGUGGCAGUUGUUGUUCCAAAAACGACUUUGCCUCCAGAGACGACCGCGGUCCCUGAGUGGUUUGCAGCUGGGGCUUUUGGUCUGGUUGCAGUGUUUACAUUACUUCUUCGGAAUGUGCCUGCACUGCAGUCCAACUUAUUAUCAAUAUUUGACAAUCUCAACUUGUUAUUGGAUGGUCUACCUGGAGCCUUUGUUACUGCACUGCUUCUGGGGGUACAUGAAUUGGGCCACAUCUUAGUAGCAAAGAGCACAGGAGUUAAGCUUGGUGUUCCAUUCUUUGUUCCCAGUUGGCAGAUAGGCUCUUUUGGUGCCAUAACAAGGAUCAAAAAUAUUGUUCCCAAGCGUGAAGUCCUUCUGAAGGUUGCAGCAGCUGGACCUUUAGCUGGCUUUUCCUUGGGUUUUGCCUUAUUCCUUCUAGGCUUCUUCUUGCCACCAAGCGAUAGUAUUGGAGUUGUUGUUGAUGCUUCUGUGUUUCACGAAUCAUUUCUUGCUGGGGGUGUAGCAAAGCUUCUUCUAGGUGAUGUACUGAAGGAAGGCACUCCUAUAUCAGUUAACCCACUUGUAAUUUGGUCAUGGGCUGGACUUCUCAUCAAUGCCAUCAACAGCAUCCCUGCAGGGGAGCUAGAUGGGGGGCGAAUCUCCCUUGCAAUAUGGGGAAGAAAGGCUUCAUCUCGCUUCACAUCAAUCUCCAUUGGGCUCCUUGGACUCUCUUCAUUGUUCAAUGAUGUGGCAUUUUACUGGGUAGUUCUCAUAUUUUUCUUGCAGAGGGGGCCAAUUGCUCCACUCUCUGAGGAAAUCACUGAUCCUGAUGACAAGUAUGUUGCCCUUGGAGUUUUAGUUUUGAUCUUGGGAUUGCUUGUAUGUUUACCAUAUCCAUUCCCUUUCACAUAUGACUCCUCUAAUACUGAUUUUCAGUGAUAAUACACAAUCAAACCUACCUUGGAUUCCUUUCUGUGGAUGAUUUUCAGAGGAAAUGGUCAUGAAUGAUAUACAAAAUUACAAAUUGUCUUGUAAAGUGGCUGUCAUUACAUGAUAGUGAUAUAGAAUGAAUAAUUUUGAUAUUGAUGGCUAGUUAUUUCUGAAUUGUUUUUAACGAUGGCGGAUCUUGACGCUUGAUUUCGGAUUCAAUCAAAUAU
This is a messenger RNA of Durio zibethinus, 2045 nucleotides long. Its product is annotated as putative zinc metalloprotease EGY2, chloroplastic. Lineage: Eukaryota; Viridiplantae; Streptophyta; Magnoliopsida; Malvales; Malvaceae. The record is from RefSeq and is a predicted model, not a curated record. Gene Ontology annotation, biological process: proteolysis.